Molecule: messenger RNA, 490 nt
Organism: Physella acuta
Lineage: Eukaryota; Metazoa; Mollusca; Gastropoda; Physidae
Source: RefSeq, a predicted model, not a curated record
GACAAAUCAAGACACAAAUUACUUCCUUCGUCACGUGACCGUAGAGAGAAAUGGCAUCAGUUCAGUGGAGAUGUCCAAGGAUUACAACCUGGACAUUGAUCUUGGUACCACCUGGUCCUUCAAGUUUGACGGAGACGAUUUUUUUGGUAUGUGUGUCUUGAUGGCAGAUAGCAAGUACUCAGCCGAUACGUUCACAGCUUUACCUAUUGCAGGCUGGGGGACGCGGUAUAUCGCUAUGACCUUGCAUGAAAAUCCCACAAUAAAUAUUGUCAAUGGUGACGAGGUCAACACCGUGACGCUGAAUAUUAAGAUCACGUGGUCAGAUGGGCCUAAAGAACUCAAAUGGAAUGACGUCAACUACAAAAAUGGGGACAAACUUGAGGUCAACCUCAGAAGAUGGGAAGGUUUUGUCUUUUCCUACUGUCCUCUUGACUACAAUCGACACGGGAGCUUUACGGGUAUUAAUAUCUAUAUUGAUACUAUAUUAUAG